CAUCUUCUACACUCGGUGCAUAUCUCCAAAUUAGUAGCAAAUCCAAAACUCCAACAAUGGCGAUUUCUUUCGUAAUCGAUCCUUCCAUUGCUCCUUGCUUCUCCUUCUCCUCUCCAAGAACCAUACCUUUACGAAACCUCCAUUUCCAUGGCAGACCAAUAUCUCCAUUGAUUUCAAAACCCAAUCUACGAUUCCCAAUCUUCUCUGCUCACCAAACUAAUAGUGAAGAAGCGAAUUCAAAGCAACAAGCAGAUGUAAAUACCCUAAUUAGGUCUUAUAAACAAGCUCUCUUUAAUGGAGACGAAACCUCAGUUGCACAAAUCGAAACGAUGUUUUGCAAAAUCGAGAAAGAGAAGAACAAAAUGGAUCAGAAGGUUUUAUCAUUAUCAAUGAAGAUAGCUUCAGAGAAAGAGACCAAAAUCCGAUUACAAGCUGAUUUUGAUAAUACAAGGAAGAAGCUUGGUAAAGAUAGGCUUAGUACUGAGUCUAAUGCAAAAGUUCAGAUUAUGAAGAGUCUUUUACCAAUUAUUGAUAGUUUUGAAAGAGCUAAGCUACAGGUUAGAGUUGAUACGGAGAAGGAGAAGAAGAUCGAUACGAGUUAUCAAGGGAUUUAUAGGCAAUUUGUUGAGGUUUUGAGACAUCUUCGUCUUUCGGCUAUUGCAACUGUUGGCAAGCCCUUUGAUCCUUUGUUGCACGAGGCUAUAUCACGAGAAGAAUCUGAGGUGGUUAAAGCAGGGAUAAUAACCGAGGAGCUGAAGCGGGGAUUUGUUCUAGGAGAUCGUGUUCUGAGACCAGCAAAGGUUAAAGUCUCUUUAGGACCCGUCAAAAAGAAGACUCCUUCACCUGCUGAGGAGAUAACACCUUCUUCUUGAGUUCGAGGUUGGGUAAAAUUUUCAAUGUCUUGUGUUACAGUCCAUUUUUUAUUCACCUAUCAAAAGGGAUAACAAAAACGCAGCUGAUGUUUGAAUGGGAAAGUUCUUUGGCUGCUGAGAUUUAUGAUUCAUGUUUUACGAUAUAUAU
Messenger RNA from Arabidopsis lyrata subsp. lyrata, 1020 nucleotides. Its product is annotated as protein GrpE. The transcript has 3 exons. Gene Ontology annotation, molecular function: protein homodimerization activity; protein-folding chaperone binding; adenyl-nucleotide exchange factor activity. The coding region runs from base 57 to 872 and encodes 271 amino acids. Gene Ontology annotation, cellular component: chloroplast. Lineage: Eukaryota; Viridiplantae; Streptophyta; Magnoliopsida; Brassicales; Brassicaceae. Gene Ontology annotation, biological process: protein folding. The record is from RefSeq and is a predicted model, not a curated record.